Molecule: messenger RNA, 8570 nt
Organism: Myxocyprinus asiaticus (Chinese sucker)
Lineage: Eukaryota; Metazoa; Chordata; Actinopteri; Cypriniformes; Catostomidae
Exons: 3
Coding region: 1-7320 (2439 amino acids)
Biological process (GO): axoneme assembly; retina development in camera-type eye; photoreceptor cell development
Cellular component (GO): axoneme
Source: RefSeq, a predicted model, not a curated record
AUGCAGAGAGCGACCACAGGCUCCUUCGACGUCGAUCCCCAGUUUAAAGAUGAACUUCAUCAUUUUCCACAUCCUCCAUCAUCCUCAUUCUCCUCCAGAGUGACUGGGGCAGCACCAGCCAAAAGAAUCACCUUCUACAAGAGCGGCGACGCCAAGUUCAAAGGCGUCAAGAUGGCCAUCCACAAACGCAGCUUCAAAUGCUUUGAUGCCUUACUGGAUGACCUUUCCCAAAAGGUUCCUCUCCCUUUUGGUGUCCGUACCAUCACGACCCCCAGGGGCACCCACAGCAUUAAACAUUUAGAGCAGUUGGAGGAUGGGGGCUGUUACCUGUGCUCCGAUCGCCGCUAUGUGAAGCCAAUCAACAUGGAAGCUGCAGGGAAGAGGCCAGCGGUCUGGCAGCACCACAGCCAUCAUCAUAAAUCCCACAGGAAGCCCUCCAGACCCGAAGAAGCCCCCUUGGGACACCAGCACUACCAUCGACACCCAAAGAGGAUCCUACUAGUGAAAAACAAUGACCCUGCUGUGAGAAGGUCCAUCAUUUUGAGUAGGAGAACCACUCGAAGCCUUCGUGUCUUCAUGGAGGAGAUUUCCGAGCUCAUGCAGUGUCAUGUUAAGAAGCUCUAUACGCUGGAGGGACGUAAGAUUGACAGUAUUCAGUGUUUGAUGCAGUGCCCAAGUGUUUUGGUGUGUGUAGGUCGAGAACCCUUCAGGCCUCUGCUCACGGAGAGCACGAAGAAGCUCUCAGAAGAAAGACUACCAGGAAUGGGCACAAGAUCUCAGUCCAGCAUCUGCAGUGAAGGCCAUGAGAGCAAAAAGAAUGUAAACUUUGGCCUGGAGACAAAGAAAAGCAUCAUACAUCCAAGAUCAGACUCCAGUAACAGAUCAACAAGAUUCUCCCUUUCUUCAGAAAAGUCUUAUCAGAAUGGAUUAUGCGUGACGCCAGAACAAUCUGGUUGUGUCAGCGCCUAUCCUUUCGUUAAAGAACUCGUAGUGAAUGAUGACAUUGAGAAGAGGGUUCUUGUAAACAAAGAUGGCAGCCUGUCUGUCGAGAUGAAAGUUCGCUUUCGCCUCUUUAAUGAUGAGACUCUCCAGUGGUCUACUGAGAUAAAAAAGUCAUCAACAAAACUCUACGAUAGUGGCUCUGUGAAAGACGGCGAGCCGCAUUAUCUUCAAGCUAAAGCUAAAUAUUCAGACCCAGACUCCAUUUCUCCAUCUGAGACAGAGGAAGCAUUUGUGACAAAGUUACAUCAGAAGCAUGUUGAGGAAUCACAUAGUCAAAAUUGUUGCAACCACUACCAAGAGUAUGACAUUUGGAAAAACCCCAUGCACAAAGACCAGGCAGCCUGCAAGUCGCUAAGUUCAAGUGGAUCAUCUCGUGAAAUUGUACACAAAAAGUCAUCUGUGGACAGCAUGCAAACAAUUUCUCACACCAGUGAGGAAUACACUGAGCAUAUGUUGGAAAAGGCCUCGUGCUUUAAGCAGACUAUGGCGGAAGGAGACACCAGAGUGGAAUACUGUGCAAUAAGUCGCUGUUGCAGUCGAAGUGAAGUAUCAACCUCUGCCGUUAACUCAAAGAGCAGUCCUGCUAAAAGUAAAUGUUCUCAUACAGACAUCAGGGAACCUAAUGCUGGAAAAUCUCCAAAGCCACACCAAGAGGCCACUAAGGUAAUGGAAGAGCGGCCAAUUUCUGUUGUCAGCAGCUCGUCCAAAGUGUUUGAGUCUUUUAAGGAAGAUCGAGAUGACGAUUACGAUGACCUGCUAUCAAGCAUCUCCAGAGCAUCACAUUGGUCUCAGAGUGACCAUCUUGAGCAUGAUGAUCAAUUCAAAUGUAUCCAUUGUUGUGGCUGUCAGGCCUCUCAAAGAUCUUAUUUAUCCCCCAGACCUCCAAGUAAAGGAUCAAGUGGUGUCGUUCACUCAUUGAAGCUCAAAAAGUAUAAUAACUCUUUCACAGCACCAGUAGAUGGUGACGGACUAGUGAAUCAUACAGAGAGGGCAAAGAGUAUGACAUCUAUAGCUUCAAAAGUGUCAUCCAGAUACCAUGAAUGCCAUUGUGGAGCCAAAACCCCAAGUUCAGUUCCAUCUGGACAUAGCCAAGCAUCUUUAAAAUCCAGAGGCCAAACAAACAUCCCUGGAUCCAAUGCUCCAGAUGCUCUGGAGAUAUGCAAGGAUGAAAAAGAGCAAGUCAACAGAUCUCAAAGUGCCAUGUCAGGAAAUUCAGGACUCUCUAGAAGAUCUGGCAAGUCUGGUGUAUGUUCUCAUUGUGGUGAAUGUAAAAGAUUGUCUGGUAAUCUAGAGAGGACAGAUGCACUUGUAGCUGAGAAGAAAGUUGGUUCCAUAUUGUCGAACAAAUCUGAAAAAUUAGUUUCACAUGCUCAUAAAAACUGUGAACCUGUUAAUAAUAAUACAUCAGAAGAGGAAACCAAAGAGGAACACUCUGAAUCUGCACUCUCUAAAACUUCAAAUGCCUCUGCUACUUCAAAAAAAUCAAACAACUCUGCUCAUGAAAGGUCUUCCAUUGGGAAAUCUGAACAUAAUGAAGUAGAAAUUGCGAACAAAGAACGAUCCAAAAGUGCCAUGUCAAUUGCUUCUACAAAGUCAACCAAGUCAGAACCAGACUGUAUUGUUUCAGAAAGAGAACCAACACCCACGUCAAGUCUGUCGGAAAGAGGUAAGGCUGAGAAACAAAGCCAAGCAAGAGCAGUCAGCCCAAUAUCUGCAAAUAUAUCAGCUGCAUUUAGGAUUUCACACAAACCAAAUCCUGCCCAUUCAGAGCGAGCUAGAACACUUAGAUCUUGUAGUUCAGAUGAUUUAGAGGAAGUGCCAUCAAAGCUAGUUAAUUCUCAAGAUGAUGAACCAGAAAGUGCACCUACUCAAAAAUAUGCUACGUCAGAGAAUCAUUGUGGAAAAGACAAAGAGUUAACUCGAGAAGUCAGAUCAGCUAGUGCCAUGUCCAAUAAAUCAAACCCAUCCUCUAAACAUUCAUCCCAUGCAUCAAAAGAAACAAAGAGAUCUGUCAAAUGUUGUUGCAUGUUAUUAGAGACAAGCACCACCCAAGAGUCCAGCGCUUCCAAAGUUCAAUGUGAGCAGGAAAAUGAGGUAAACGCAAAAGAAAGAUUAGUCAGUUCAGAAUCCAUCUGCUCCAAAACAUCUAUAAAUUCAGAUGUAUCUUCAAAACAUUCAUCCAUGCCAAAAAAUGACAAAGUUUCUGUUGCAGAGUCAAACACUUCUAGUAGGCCUUGUAGGUCUCACAAAUCAAGCCAAAGCAUACCCGAAACCACAGUUACCUCAGUACCAAAUGCUGAAAAACAGUGUGAUGAUUCAACUCAAGAAAUUUUGGAGUCAAAGAGAGCCACCAAUACAAUGUCUAAGGUCUCUGAAGUUUCAGGAAAGGCCUGCUCUGAAAGAUCUAUCAAAUCAGGUUCAAACACCACAGAAGAGGAGAAUGGCAAAGACAUGACAAUGAAUGCCUUAACUGUGACCUCUCCAUUGCCUAGGUCACAGAGGUCUCCAUCUCCAAGCAGACCGAAGCCAACCCACAUCACUGAAGUUAAGGAGACUACUAGUAGAGCUCCUAGCGAGUUGUCGGUAAACUCUAACGUAUCAAGUAAAUGUUGCUGUCACAGUAGUAAUUUUAAUGAUUUAAAGCCUAAGACCCAAAGAGAGGAUGUCAAUGAUGAAUCUGAGGAGAGAGUUGCAAGCAGCUUGUCAGGAAAGUCAAAACUGUCAGCUAAAUCCCAUAUGAACAUAAUUAAGUCUUCGUGUAACCAGUUAGAUGAACUUUUAAGCCCAACAUCAACAGCAUCUGUCUCUCUUGGACUUGGUGAAGAACUAAAGUGUGAUGACUUUGAUGAACGAUCAACCAGUGGCAUGUCAGCAACCACAGAAGACAGUGGACAUAAGAUGGAGAUUGUAAAUUGUGUGGAUGUUGAGGAAAGAUCAAAGAUGGCAGCAUCUGUGAACUCUGCAAAUUCAGAAUCAAAAUUGCAAAAGUCUCAUCACAGUAAUUGCAAAACUCCUGUGCAAGCUCUCUCGCCUGUCUCAGCCAAAAGUGUAAUAUCAGCAGAAUUUAAGAAGAGAAAGUCAGGAAGUGGGUUAAAUGAAAACAAUAUCAGAGUGCCCUCCGCUUUGUCAGUGUCAUCUUCACGCAGUAAGUCACCCUCCAGAGUUUUACAGGGAAGUGCUAAAAAUACAGCAGCAAAAGGAAGUGAGAGAUCUUGUGAAGCUGUCAAUGACACCAGUCAAGCAGAAAUGACUGAAAUGGACAAUGCAUCCAACAAAAUGUCUGGGACAUCUUCAAAACAUGAGCAAAGUGAAAGAGCCUCUGGAAAAGCUACGGAAGUAAAUAAAUCUUCAAAGGCCUCUAAACAUUCAGUAAGGUCCAAAAAUGACCGAAUUACCUGCAAGAAUGAAAGAAGAUCUAAAUGUUCUUCACAAUGUUUGGAAAUAAACGGCCUCAAUAUAAAAUGUGAUUCAGACAAUGAUGGUGGCAAUGUUAAGUCUCUUCAAACAUCCAAACCAGACACGAUAUCUGUGAAAAAAGUCACUUCCAGGCCAAAUUCAGUGGUGUUAUCUGAUAUUUCUCAGAAUUGUCAAAUUUACAACAAAAAUAAAGAAUCCGUUAUAAAUCCUGGCUCAUCGAGUGAGAGUGCUUUAUCACAAGCCCUUUCAGCCGCAGAUCUGUUAAGAGAGAUUGUUGGCAAUGUAAGACCCGUCAGUAGAGAAUCAAAGUCAAUUACCUCUAGCAAAAAUGUUGGCAAGGUCGAGAAGAUGAAUGACAAUGAAAGUGAAAAAAGCAGCCAGUACAAACACAGGAAAGUCAGCAAAUCAUCAGAGCGCAACAAAGAGGAAUAUUUUUCAGAAUUGAUGCCAUCAUGCUUACCAAACGCUUCCCCUACAGAAGUUGUGAAUGACUGGCUCAGGAACAUUCCCACUGAUGGCCCUGUUUAUGAAAUGGAUGUCGAACUCACUGAAAGUAUUACUCAGACUCCAGGUGAUGAGGAGACUUCUCAACCGGACAAAAGAGAGCCACCAGAAAACAUAAUAGAGGUUGAAGAACCUCACGAAGAGAAUCAGGAGAAGAACAAUGUCAGUUGUGUUGAGAAACAGGUGUGUGAAGAAGGACCACAAAUUGAAACAAGCAAAAUGGAUCCCAAUCCCCAAACACUGACUAAAAAAGAGGAUUUACAAAAGCUGUGCCAUUCUUCUGUUCAGGUGAUGAAGGUUUUACUGAGUCCAAAUCUAGGCAGAUGUAAUAGUUUACCUGAGGUCUCAGCUGUGUAUGGCAGAAAAUUAAGCCAGUCAGCCCAGGGGCUACUUGAUUGCCUUGCAAAUUUACGAUUGAUUGACUCAGACCCUAAAAAUGAGAAACAUCCCAAAUAUAAUGAAGUCAUGAUGAUCCUACAAUCGCUAUGGCUCCAAGAGCCCUCUGAGAAUAAACAGGACAUAAAAGAACAUCCAUCAGCAGAAGAUGAAUUUAACCCGCGGUCUUCAUCUGGAGUAGAUGUUAGCAGUUGCUCCACUGGUUCUGUUAAGGGCAGCGUUGGUGGUAUAAUAGAAAAAUCAGAGACCGUACAAGGUAAAAUACCACCAAUUGCUGAACAGGAGGCCUCACUUCAAGAUAAAGAUGAAGUUGUGAUGGAUGAAGAUGAGGAAAAGCCAACAACUGCCUCAUGUGAAGGUUUAGAUCCAUCGAAUGUUGUCUCCGAACUGGUAACUCCAGACAUUGCAGAGCGAGUCCAAGUGAGUCCAGAGAAUACAGAAAUGGAUGAUGAUAACCAAGAAAAAACUGUUUUAACUCCAGUCACCAAAGAAGAUUCUCAAAACACAGAGAAUAAGAAUGAAUCAGAUCAAACGCCGCUGACAUCCUUUAACAAGAGCUCUGGGAAAGAGAGUUCAAUUAAAUCUCUGGAAAAUACAAGUUCAGGAACGCCUCCAUCUGUUCAAAGAGCUUCACUCACUAAAAGAGUUUCACAAGACCCAGAUCCCAUUUGGGUUUUGAGUUUAUUAAAAAAGCUAGAAAAGCAAUUCAUGUUGCAUUACACAGAUGCCAUGGCGGAGUUCAAAGUCUGGUGGGAUUUGGAUGACAACGAGAUGCUCAAUAUGAUGAUCACAGAACUAAAAGAGGAGGUACACAAACGGAUUCAGUCAAGUAUUAACCGAGAACUGCAAAAAAUCCAAAGUCGAGCUGGUAGAGGACCAAGACCUCCAAAAAAUGCUCUUUCAAGAGAAUCCACUGUCCAGACUGAACAGAGGCGCAAACGUCUUCGGGUUAUGCGCAAUAAAUCCAUCUCUCUGUCAAGGAGUGAUGAAAAUUACACUGCAUCUGGCACUGAUUAUAGUGAAGAUGAGUAUUGCCCGUGUGAUGCAUGCAUGAAGAAGAAAAUGGCAUCGAGAGCAGCCCAGCGAACUCAAGCUUUGAGUUUGGCUCCUAUUUUGAGGGAAUUUGAUCUGCGGAAUAUACUUCAAAUGAAAAAAAAUCCAGCUAAACCUCCAGAACGUAAGAUGGAAGAACAAAGCACUGCCAACACAGGUAAUACAGAAGAAAACAACCUAGAAGUGCUUCACGAAGAGCUAGAGGAAGUGAAUGAUAAAAGAGGCCAUGACAAUGAGGCUGAAGAAGGUGACUUUGAGGAAGAGGCUGAUAAAAAAGAGGCAGAAGAUCAUGAAAACGUCCAAGAUGUAUCUGUAGACCAUAAGACAAAAGAUGAAGUAGAAACAAAUGACAAAAGAGAGUCCGGUGAUGAGGAUGAUGGUGAAGAAGGGGAAGGAGAGAGAGUCAAAGAAGAGGAGGAGAACAGAGAUGUAGAAUUUGAGGAAAAAGAAGAAAUAGUGGUAGAUGGAAAGGCAGACACUGACGAGGAAGAGUUAGGAGAAGCAGAACAUGGUGAAACAGUUGAGAAAGAGGCUGAAAAAGAAGGAAAUGCAACAGAAGAGAAUGGUGUGGAGAAAGAUGGUCCUGAGGGAGACAUUGCAGAAGUUGGAGAUGCAGAAAACAGUAAUACAGCUGAGGACGAGGACAAAUUAGAGAACACAGAAACUAUAAUAACUGGAGAGGAAACGGAAUCAGGUGAGGAAGGAAAAGCUCCAGAGGAUGCAGAAGUAGAAGAAACUGAGACUGGGGAAGAAGUUAAUGUUGAGAGAUCAGACGAAGACCAACCUACAGCAGAUGGAGGUCAAUCUCAGUUUGAUAAAGAUGAAUCUUCUGAAGGUGAAAAAUCUGAUCAAAAUGAACCACCAAAUGAGGAAUCAACCAAUGAGAAGAAUGCAAGUGGGAACCAUGCUGGAUCUGCAGAGGAGGGAACUGUGGAGGAUAGGAAAUAAUACACUGAAGCGAAUGAGGAGCAGCUUGAAGAAAACAUCAAGAUGUCAAAGGUAAAUGUCAAAGAGGAGGUCAGAAGAGAUCUAGAAAAUGAAAUAGUCAAACAGGAAGAUUUUUUGGAGGACUUUAAACCUGGCAAUCCUGACUCUGAAAAAGACAAACCUGGUGAAACCAUUGUUGGUGGUUUUGAGUGCACAAUAGCAAAACAGAUCACAAGAAUGUCAAUGGAAUCCCAACAAGUAUCAAUGGGGAAUUGCACUGAUCAUGCAGCACAAGCUAAAUUGAAAAAUGUGCACAGUUUUAUGGAGAGCAUUGAAAGUCAAGGAGAAAACAUGGUUGUGAUUACUAAACAACCUCCAUAUAAAAACAAUAGUGAAUCAAAUGGGCAAGGAAACCAAAAGGACAUUGGCAAAGGGUUCACUGAAUGUGAAGUCUCUCCUAAGAUAAGGAACAGGGCCAGUAAACAAAAGAAGCCAAUGGACAAUGAUAUUAUGAUGAAUGGUGAAGAGUUUUAAUAUCUUUUUUGAUAAUCCCUUAUUCAAUGCACUUUAUUUUUGAUCAGAUGUUUCUUUAGACUGGACUCCAAUGUUUGAAAUGGUCAGUCUGACUUUAACAUCUCAGAGUUACCACUGAAUCAAAAUAUCUAAAGACAAAUUAUAUCUCAGAGUUGCAUAUUGUAAAAUUCUGUAUAUGUUUAUGGUAUACAGUAGGUAUUAUUUUAUUGACACACACACUAAGGCAACACAAAUAUUGCACUUUUAUCAACAAAUGAAACAUUUUAAUGUAUAUGGAUUCCCAAGCAAAGGCACUGAACUAAUUGGAAAUGCUGUAUAUACUAAAUUUCGCAGUCCACAGAAUAAUGUACAUUUUACUGAUAAACGUUGUAUUCUCAGGGUGCUGUCAGUUAUUUUACAAUUAUUAUUUACAUUCACCCAAACCUCAAUCAAGGUUUGUAAUUUAUACAGUGCAUACUGUACAUUUAGUUUACUGCUACAAAACACAACUGUAGUUUGAGAGCGAAAUAUACAGAUAUGUGUAAUAAUGAGGUUUCAUCCAAAUUUGUACUGUAUGAGACACGUUCAAAUGACUUCAGUACGUUUAUUUAUUUCUUAAGUCAUAAGAUGUUCUGAUGCUGCUAAGUGGUGCUUUACACCGCAUUUUACAUCGUAAAACAUCUUGCCACGCGUGGUACUUAAAGCAUCCUGGCCCAAGAUUUGUUGUAUGUUGCUAUUUUAUUGUAACAUUUAAUAAA